Aspergillus pseudonomiae is the source of this 2362-nucleotide messenger RNA. RefSeq names its product rRNA-processing protein NOP12 (gene nop12). The record is from RefSeq and is a predicted model, not a curated record. The transcript has 2 exons. NCBI's taxonomy places the organism in Eukaryota, Fungi, Ascomycota, Eurotiomycetes, Eurotiales, Aspergillaceae. Gene Ontology annotation, molecular function: RNA binding. Bases 677 to 2272 code for a protein of 531 amino acids.
GUGCAUCGCAUGAGUCGUUAAUAGAAUGCUCGCCCCUCCACUGUCUAGCUUGAUAUAUCUUCGAGAACAGUGUCCAAAUGUGCUAAGUGGGGUGCCUCGGAUGUCAGCUCUUGCUCGUCGAAUUAGUCUACAUAGUAUAUAACGGCCCAUCGACACUUUCGCCUUAUUGUAUUUCUUCAAGAAUCCGGAAUCCUCGUCUAUGCUGCAAGUUUGGGGGUGAUCUAGUGGGUAAGAAGCCUUUUAUACCCAAUAAACAAAAAUAUCCAAUACGUAUCUAAAUUAUGAGAUAGUAGAGGGUUCACCCUUAGCAUAUAUGUGAGAGGUCCCGCUCGAUCCACAGCUCGGGUCUAUCUUCUAUCGCCUUUUUUCAUAGAUAGAGAGCUGGAGUGCGACAAGACGCACGUACUGAUGCAGACAUCAUGUCUCUGUCGGGCAGCCUGCAUGAUGGCGUUGAAGAACUAACGCCAUUUCUCGGAUUCCCCACGUGAUAUACCAGCUUCCGGUGCCAAGAUCCAAAAAGAGUAAAACAGAAAAAAAAGUUACGCGGAGUAGGAACAGCGACAGAGCGACAAUACGCCCUCCGCCAUUGCACUCCUUCUUUCUUUCUUUUUCUUUUCUUUUUUCCUUUAGCCAGAAAUCUUUCGAGAGGCGGGACACUCUCACAGUUAAUAUCACCAUGGGAAAGAAAUCAAAGUCCCAGUCGGAAAAAGCUCCGCAGACCGAAAAGACAGAAACGUCUAUUCCUUUCUUAGCGGGAAAUGCCUCAGUUGACCCAACGUUGGCGUCCUUGUUUGAGACGAGCUCAGGCCCAGUAAAAGCGCCGUCAUUGCCCACAACUAGCAAUGCUGUUGAAAAACCCACCGCAGGUGACGAUAUCAGUGAAGACGUGUCGGAGCCUGAAGAUGAAGACCAGGUUAUGCAGGAAGCAUCUGAAGCCUCGAGUGACGCUGGUGGUGAGCCAGCUCAGGUGGCUUCGGAGCCUCCCAGUCGGAAACGAAAGAGGGCUGCGGGAGAAGAUCUCGAAGAAUCCUACAUGCGUCGCAUAGCAAAGGAAGAACAGAAGGAAGACGAGAAGCGCCGUGUGGAAAAAGCAAAGAGGCAAAAGGCUGAGGGUGAAGAUGAGGAUGAGGAUGAGGAUGAAGCAACAUCUACCGAGAAAUCCGACGACGAGGAUGAGGAUAAAAGUUCCGACGAAGAUGCAGAGAUUGCGAUUCCCAAACACGAAACUCUGACCGGCGACGCUCAGUCGUCUAAUAUUGACAAGUCUAAUCGCACAGUGUUCCUAAGCAAUGUCUCCAACGAAGCCAUCAAGUCUAAGUCUGCUAAGAAAACCCUUUUGAAACAUUUUGAAUCAUUCCUUUCUACACUCCCUGAAUCUACAGGGCCGCACAAGGUGGAAUCGAUCCGCUUCCGUUCUACGGCCUUCGCGAGCGGCGGAAAGGUCCCGAAGCGCGCUGCCUUUGCAAAGCGCGAGGUUCUGGAUGAAACUACUCCUAGUACCAACGCGUAUAUCGUUUAUAGUACGGUCCAGGCCGCUCGGAAGGCUCCUGCCGCCCUGAAUGGCACUGUCAUCCUGGAUAGACACGUGCGUGUUGACAGCGUCGCACAUCCCGCCCCGGUCGAUAAUAAACGAUGCGUCUUCGUCGGCAAUCUCAACUUCGUGGACCAGGAAGGCAACGCCGAUGAUGAGGAAAAGCCGAAGAAGAAGAAGGCACCGGCCGAUGUUGAAGAAGGUCUUUGGCGGACCUUUAAUGCUCACACCACCAAACCCAAAGGUCAGACUACCCGCCAAGGUAAUGUCGAGUCUGUUCGAGUCGUUCGCGACAGUGUCACCCGUGUUGCCAAGGGAUUUGCCUAUGUCCAAUUUUACGACCAGAAUUGUGUGGAGGAGGCCCUGCUGCUAGAUGGAAAGCACUUCCCGCCCAUGCUCCCCCGGAAGCUACGUGUCAUGCGAGCUAAGAAACAGCCAAAGAAACGUGAAGCCGGUGGUAGUACUCAAAGCAAAUCGCUGCGGGAGGCGGACAAGACCCUUCAAGGACGCGCUGGCAAGCUUUUCGGCCGAGCGGGUGCGGCCAAGGUCAGGGCAGAUGCUGCGAAAUCCAUUUCCAAGAACUCGUUAGUGUUCGAAGGCCACCGAGCGACGGAUGAUGGGUCAUCGCGCAUCCGCGUGAAGACGAAGAGUCGUGGCAGCAAAGGCAAGCCGAAAAACCGCAGCAGCAAACGAGCGGCGGCGUACAAGGCAGCGGGAGGGAAGAAGAGAAAGACUGAAUAGUAGACUGAGAAUAUGAAGUAGACUGUUCCUCAUGUAUGUAUUUUACAAAAGAAAUGAACCUUUCAAAGAACGACCUACGGGAGUUACUAC